Messenger RNA from Cuscuta campestris, 1320 nucleotides. The record is from the annotation of a GenBank genome assembly. NCBI's taxonomy places the organism in Eukaryota, Viridiplantae, Streptophyta, Magnoliopsida, Solanales, Convolvulaceae.
CGGCAAGUCUAGGUAGGAGCCCUUCAAUAAUUCACUUUCAUUCUCCCACUGUAAAAAAAACAACAGAGGUCUGAUCUUCACCUCCUAACUGAUGAUGGUGAUCCAGUGGGUUUCACAUUUUUCGUGCUUCCGUCCCGGGCGAAAAAACCGACACGGUCCGUUCCCAGAUAAUGUCUUAAUCGACAUUCUGAGCAGACUUCCGGCCGACGCUAUUCUGCAGUGUCGCAAGGUGUGCAGGCACUGGAGGGCUCUGACUUCGUCGCGUGCUUUCGUCAAGGUGCAAAACCAAAGAGCCCCCUCCGUUGUUGUGGUGCAAGGUCAACGGCUCGGGUUGCUCGCCAGAAGAGAUUAUUUCGUUUACGAUGCGCUCGCCAAGAAGCUGAGGAAGAUUCCCUUCAAGUCUAAGCUCGGCUUCGUGGGCCGUGGCAAAACGUUCAAGAACAAGACGAUUUCUCUGCACGGUGCCUGUGGCCCCUUGCUACAUAUUAAGGCUUCGGGGUACUACUACUUGUCCACGGGGUUAAACGACUUCGCUUUCAACCUCAUCACUCGACAACUAGUAGCUGUGAAUACGAGGAACGACGACUACGUGUGCGGGUUAUUCUUUAAUGAGGCGAGAAAUGAAUACAAUUAUCUAUGCUUGCGUUGGCUUCCUGAGAAGUCGGCUCGGUUUUACGUGUACGGUUUAGAUUCCCGCAAAGAUGUGGAGAUUGCAAGUAGCCCUUUCUCGUUUGGGUCGUGCUCAGACAGAAGCCCAGUCGUCGUGAACCAAGUCGUGUAUUUGGUGGUGGACCGUAUGGAGCAGGACGUAAACCACUGCAUGCAUGCGAUACUCGUGUUUGACAUGGAUUCUGGAGAGUUCUGCAACAUACCUCAUCCAGAAUUUGAAUGCCCCGGUACAAGACUUCAUCAUUUUGGCAUGUAUUUGUUUGCUCGUGAUGGCCAUUUGUGUCUGUGCCGUAGUGACACGGAACGGGGGCUACUCGACAUAUGGACUUUGGAGGACUACGCAAACUGGUCGUGGGUCCCACUGGGUUCUACGAUUAGUCUCCGUAUCCCGAAAGGCCCUGAGGAGGCGGCUCGUUUCGCAAUCCUUAGCGUACGAAAGGAUGAGUUGUUAGUGUAUUGGGAUUCGUCUCUAUUUCUCGUCAACUCGAAGGACGAAAGCGUUGAAGAAAUAGAAAUGCCGUAUAAAGGGCGUUUCCGUCUUUCUUUUUUCGCUUACCGGAGCACGCUCGCGGCUCCGCAUCUAGUUAGGGACGGAGGGAAAUCUCCUCUUUUCCGUCUCUAAUAAGUGUGCCAUAAACUCACACCCUCAUG